Molecule: messenger RNA, 1158 nt
Organism: Sardina pilchardus (European sardine)
Lineage: Eukaryota; Metazoa; Chordata; Actinopteri; Clupeiformes; Clupeidae
Gene: c1ql1l2
Product: C1q-related factor
Exons: 2
Coding region: 283-1080 (265 amino acids)
Molecular function (GO): protein binding
Source: RefSeq, a predicted model, not a curated record
CGUGUGUGUGUAUGUGUGUGUGUCUCUCUCUGUCCCUCACGCCUUCCUCCUCCUCCUCCUCUUCCUCCUCCUCCUCCUCCCUCUCCUCUUCUUCCUCUGUGCCUUCUCUGUGAAGCUUCCGUGGGAUCCUACGGUGUGCGUGGAUCCCCCCUCUCUCCGGACAGAAUCACCUCCCCGCCAGCAGUCACCAUUUCGGCCCCAGGAAGACCCACGCUGGCUGCCCAGCCUCUCCCGCGCCUCAGCCUGGGCAGGAAGACCCUGGUGGCUGCGGCCGUGGGCGUGAUGCUGGUGCUGGUGCUGGUGGUGCUCAUACCGGUGCUGGUCAGCUCCGUGGGCAGCGACAGCAGCCACUUCGAGAUGCUGGGCACCUGCCGCAUGGUGUGCGACCCAUACCUGGGCCGCGGCACCACCGCAGCCACCGGGGCCCAGGGCGAGGCCGAGGCCCUGGCUGACCACAGCAACAUGCCGCCGCAGCCGUCCUCCACUCUCAACCAGGCGCGGCAAGGAAAGCCUGGGCGGUCGGGGAAGCCCGGACCCCCGGGACCGCCAGGGGAGCCCGGCCCCCCAGGCCCCAUGGGGCCCCCGGGGGACAGGGGCGAGCGGGGCAAGGGUGGAGCCCUGGGGUUGGGUGGGGUCAGCGACGGGGGAGGGGUGGUCAGCACGGCGACCUACGGGCCAGGGGGGGCGCGCGUGGCCUUCUACGCCGGCCUCAAGAACCCGCACGAGGGCUACGAGAUCCUAAAGUUCGACGACGUGGUCACCAACCUGGGGAACAACUAUGACAGCACGUCAGGGAAGUUUAUCUGUGGCACGCCGGGGACAUACUUCUUCAUCUACCACGUGCUCAUGAGAGGGGGAGACGGGACCAGCAUGUGGGCUGACCUCUGUAAAAACGGACAGGUGCGGGCGAGCGCCAUAGCACAGGACGCUGACCAGAACUACGACUACGCCUCCAACAGCGUCAUCCUGCACCUGGACGCCGGCGACGAGGUCUACGUCAAGCUGGACGGCGGCAAGGCCCACGGCGGCAACAACAACAAAUACAGCACCUUCUCUGGGUUCAUCCUGUACAGCGACUGAGCAAUGGAGGGUCUCAACAGAGGACAGUGGACAGAGAGAGAGAGAGAGAGAGAUGGACAGAAGGGGAGGGAGAAAAGA